Molecule: messenger RNA, 1179 nt
Organism: Brassica rapa (field mustard)
Lineage: Eukaryota; Viridiplantae; Streptophyta; Magnoliopsida; Brassicales; Brassicaceae
Source: RefSeq, a predicted model, not a curated record
AUGGCUUCUCCAGAUCUGGAAUCGAUUCCGCCGCCUUCUUCUUCGAUUCCGGCUCGCUCGAGCUCGAUUCCGUCAUUAUCUAAUCCAAAUUCCAAUCCUCUGUACGUUCACAAUGCGGAUCAUGCCGGUAUCUCUCUUGUCUCUGAAAAACUUACUGGCCUUGGGAACUUUAAUAGCUGGCGUCGCUCGAUGUUACUAGCUUUAGGUGCUCGCAAUAAGGCCGUCUUUGUUACGGGACUCUAUCCGGAUUUAGAUGAGAGUCAUCCUGAUUUUGGUUCUUGGUCGAGAUGCAACAACAUUGUAUGCACGUGGAUAGUGAAUGCCGUUGAUAAGUCCAUUGCUAAGAGUAUCAUGUAUCUUGAUACUGCUCGCCAAAUGUGGCAAGAUAUUCACGACCAGUUCAAACAGAGUGAUGGCCCUCGUACUGCUGAGAUCAAACAACAGAUAUAUGCGGAGACUCAAGGUUCACAGAGCGUCAGUGAGUAUUAUACACGUCUCAAACAGCUUUGGGAGGAGCUUAAGAAUCAUGAGGAUCCGUACACAUGUUGCUGUGGACAUUUGGAUUGUGCUAGUCAUAAGCAGCUUGCCACAAAGGAUGAACAAGAUCGUGUUCUGAAGUUUCUAAUGGGUCUUAAUGACAGCUUCACUGCUACAAGAGGGCAGAUUCUGAUGAUGGAGCCGAAACCACUUCUUGCAAAAGUGUUUAACAUUGUCUCUCAAGAAGAACGUCAACGGUCUAUGAAGUCUACAAGUGGUGUGGCGUUUCAGGCUUCUCAAAUGACUUCUUCUCCGGACUCAGUGGUUGCGGCUUAUGCUGGUGGCUAUAAUAAACAGAGGCCUCGUCCCAUCUGCUCUCACUGUGGUCUUGCAGGACACACGGUAAACCGAUGCUAUAAGCUCCAUGGUUAUCCUCAAGGCUACAAGGCUUCGAACUCCAGCUAUAAGGGACAGAAUCAAUCACAGCCCAAACCUACUGGUGGUUCUCAACAAUGGAACAAGAACACGAACGUGGCUAAUAUGGUUGCUCAGGAUCUUGGGAGUAUCUCUAUGCAUGAUCAACAGGGAACUCACUUGGAGACAGUGACGACAGAACAAGUUCAGCAUCUUCUAAGUGUUCUCAAAGCUAAUUCUAACAGCAAGGAGAACAAUCAUUCUCAGAUUUCAGGGAGCACAAUUUAA